GAACUUCGGCUUGGCAGCCAAGGCCACGGUAGCAUUUGCCGUUCUUUGCGAAGGCCUCCUGCUGGCUUUUCCGAAUAUGUCCAUCCGCAUGAUGUUCCUGUUCCUGCUGGACCUGCCAGUUCUUGCCUUCUUCUUGGUAUUCUUCUUUGGGCAGCACCUCACUUGCGGAGUCUGCGGUCCUCACUUCUGGGUGGACAGGCUCUGCGUGGACCAAACCGAUGAGACAACGAAGUCUCAAGGGAUCGCAGGCUUGCCCACGAUUGUGGCGAACUCUUCUCAAAUGCUCGUCCUCUGGGACAAGUCAUACUACGAACGGCUCUGGUGCAACUUUGAGCUCUCGAUUUUCGUGAAGAGCCACGGUCUCCAAAAUCUGCGGCUGAUGCCAUUGUGGCUCACUCCGUGGUUGCUGACGACGAUGUUGUUCUCUUAUUGUUCAGCUCGGCUCGUCGCUGUCUUCACCGAGUGCACGCCCAGCUCUGGCAGCAAUGACACGAGUAAGUUUUCAGGAGUUGAGGGCGACGCACUUAUGUUCGGCCUGCAGCGGCUUUGUCAGUAUCUGAGUCUCGCGUACAUCUUCUUCCUCUUUCCGCCCAUCAUGGUCGCUGUCGUCUCCUUCCAAAAGAAGUUGGAUGGACACCGAGAUAUGUUGGAAAGCAUGAAGUCGUUCGAUGUGCGACAUGCCAAAUGCUCUGUCGAGAACGACCGCCUUGUCAUCCAGGCGCAUGUGGCUGAGCUUUUCGACGGGCUCGAGGAUCCCAUCAUCGCUGUGCCGAUCGAAGUGACGGUUCCCUGCAGCACUUCCCCGCUCCGGCGGCUGGAUUUCACACUGCGCCUUUUGGGUUUUGAGGACCUUUGGGAGCCGCCGAUCUCGGCCCCUGGUGGAAUCUUCGCGCCACAGAAGAGAACGCAAAAAGCGUACGCAGGCCAGGACAAUUUUGAGGACAGCGACCAGUCGCAGCUACCCCGACAGCUGGACCGAAUCAGAGCCAUGACCUGGCAAUGCCAACAGUGCAAGCAGUGCGCCAAGGCCACUGCCAACUACUGUCCCAAUUGUGGCAGUGGGGCCUCCACCUACUCGGCCAACAGCUCGCAUCAGGCUCCGUGGCAUGGCCCGCGGAGGGAUGUGGAGACAUGGGGAUCACAGGCCUGGCAUGGGGAUGGUCAAGAUUGGAAGCGCCACCCGUCGCCGAGGCGGAGACAGCCAUCGCCUCGACGCAAAGGCAAGGACACCAAGGGCAAGCAGAAGUUUGGGAAGGGUCCCAACGAUCGCGCAGGCAAAGGCCUGCCCAAGGAGGGGGAACAGAUGCCGAUGGUUCCUUCUACCGCGCAGCUGCCAGCCGCGCCCAACUUGGUAGCCAGUGUGCCGCCAAAAGCCGCGGCGACUAUGGUGCAGCCGCCUACGGUGGAGAAGCAGCAGCUGGAAGUUCUGAUGCAGUCACUGCAGGCACACCGGGGACAAAUCCCACCGGAAACGCUGCAGGUUUUGGACAAACUCCAAGCAGACAGCACCCAGUCGUCGGCACGGAACAUGCACCGGGCCGUAGCUGCACGCACCAAUGCGAAAAAGGAGCUCGACAGGAUUCGUUCGAAUCGGAUCCUGUACCUGGACCAAUGGCAUGCCUAUGUGGACGGGGUUGUUGCCAUGCUGACCAAGCAGAUGAGCGAGCAGGCGGCAGCCUUGGCACAGCUUGCGGAAAGAGAGGCCGAAUGGGCAGAGGCGUUCCAGAGAGCACAAGCCGAUUUGAAGCGGCUUGCUGUUGUGGAUGCAGAGGAAGCCGCUGCCGAGGACGACGAGGAUGCCAUGGACAGUGGCGAGGCCAUGGUGGACGCGGCGCUUCGAGAUGCCGCAGAGAUCCGCGAGGAGCAGGCCAGACAAGAACAGCACCGGCAAGCAGUUCUUCAGCAGCUACAAGUGAUCAGCGAACAGGCCAAAGAACAGGCAGAAUCGAGCAGGCGCGAGGGCUCAAGGACGCCCAGGCGCAGCAAAGCCGACACCCACGAGGGGCCGAAGGUGCAGCCGGAAGCAGACAAAGCAAAAGACAAGGGCAAAGAUGGCUUGUCCUUGCCCCCUGGAUGCUACAUUUACUUCCGAUUGGUGGGCCACCUUUUUAGGACGAUGACGGGCUGUUUUCAGUUUCCUGUGUUGCUGGGGCGGACAGUGCUGUGCCUUGUGUACAGGGAUGCCUACAUAAGGUGGGCCAGGGAGUUAGCUCGGGCUGCAAGGUCUUUCUCGCGCCUUGCCGGUUCCAAGGCAGGUUCCUGUCGAGCCUUGGCCGGACCACAUGUGCCCUUUACUCGCCUGGACUUUGCUCACCUCGAUGCUCUGUCGCAGCCUGUGCGCCUGGGUGGUUGCACGGCACCGUUCUUCUGCCAUGUGGAUUUUGCAAACCUUGGGGCCUCAUUGCAGCUCCGGCACCAUGGUGGUUGCAUGGCACAGUCUCUCAAUCCAACUGACUGUGCAAACCUUGAUGCCCUGUCGCAGCCUGUGCACCCUGAGCGUAGCACGGCACGGUCCAUCCUUUCAGUGGACUUAACUCGCCUUGAUGCUCUGUCGCAGCCUGUACGCUCUGAUGGAUGCACGGCACAGUCCCUCCUCGCUGUGGACUUUACGCACCUUGAUGCCCGGUCGCAGCCUGUGCACCUUGGGGGUAGCACGGCACAGUCCUUCAGUCCACCGGAUUCUGCAUACCUUGCCGGUUUCAAGGAAGGUUCCUGUCGAGCCUUGGCCGGUCCCUUGGAGUUCCCAGGCCCUCUUGUGUUGCCAGCUGAACCGCCGUCCCUUCUAUGCAGGCCAGGACCUCCCAGACCGUCAGAUAUCAGCAAGAUGUGUGCGGGACGCGUGACUGUGCUGCCAGAGCACCUGGCCAGAUAUCCAGUUAACGAGAUCCCACUGGAUCAGCUUGGUCUGUUUGCGCUCGAACCCAGCAACCCGCGGCGGCAGCUCAGAUUUUCGGUCUUUGAUCGGCAGCGCCAUCAUGUCCAUCGGACAGCGGCCUAUGGAUGGUCAUUGCAGGAUCUGGUUGCCGAGGCAGUGCGCACAGCGGGCGAGCGCAUACGGUGUGUUCAAAUCAUCGCCAACCAUAUGCCCGAUUUGAUGGUGCCACAGCUUGUUCUGACGCCGGAGGCGGCUCUGCCCACACACCACUGCGUUCCGCUCGAUAUGCGUGCCUUUGGAGGACGGCCUUGUACACUGCUUCUCCAGCCUGGGAUGAGUACGCAAGACGUCAUCCGGGAAGUAGUGGGACAUUGUCCUGGAGGCCCCCUUUUUACCCCGCCUACGCCUGAUCAGGAUUACUUCCUUGUUGAUGCGCAAGGCGGCGUUUGGGAUGAGCUGCCGGCCGACCUUACGCAGCUCCAGUGGUUGCGGCUAUGUAGCCACCAGCAUGGCUUAAACAUGGGUGUGGCUAUGGAGCUUGAGCCUGAGCCGCCCCAGCCUGCGGCUAGCACUACCACCACAGCGACCUGGACCCAGGGCCAUGAUAGGGUUGAGUUUGUCUCGUUUGUGCUAGCUGGGUUGGGCAUUACGGUGCGGUUGCACCCGCAACACAUAGCGCAAGCGCGCGUGCCCGAUUCCAUAGCCGACCUCAUAAUGGCGAUCGCGCGCCAGAGGCAGCUACCAGCUCGUUCCAGAGUAGUGCUUGCGGCUGCACAGCCUAUUCCGCUCACUCCUCAGCACAUCACGAUCAUCUUUACCCUGUAUCCGGACGAUGCCAGGCGACACCUGAUUCUUGACCCGUCUGCAGACGGCUCAAUGGCCCAAGGGAUCUCUGUGGAUGAUAAUGCAUGGCCUGACGAGCUCCUGGGGCCGGCACAAGCAAGGCAGGGCUUUGUGAUUGCGGUCAAUGGAGUCACGCAAGCUGCUGUCCGGCGCGUGUUAUACAACGGAGAUUAUGCGCAAGUUGUCCGCAUGCCGCAGAUGCACCGAGUCACUCCCACAGAUUGGCACUACCAGCUCUUUCCGGAGCUGAGACUCUUUGCCUUUCCCAUUGAAGUGCCCAGGUUGCAGAGAGCUACGGCGGCCCCCUUGGACGCACUGAUCCAAACACAGGUCAGGGAUAGCUUCCUGCGGUACUUCCGUGAACGCCUCGCUCAUCGAGACAGAGUGAUGGGGCUCCCGGCUGCCGACACGCAGGCCAUCAUAGUGCAGGGGCCCAAUCAUGCCCCAGCUAUGCUGUAUGUCCCCGGGCGCAUCAGCCCAGUCUUGUCUGAAGUUGAAGACAGCAUCUCGCAUACGGGUCUGUUUCUGAUUGGCACGACAUUUGCCGACUCUUGCGAGCUCACGCAUCAGCAUAUGCCACUGUUCCUGUCAAUUCCACCCGGAACACAAAACAUUGGCAUGUUUGUGCCUGCGCCUACCUUCUUUUUUGGGUACUAUCAAGUCUGGCUCCCCCCUGGGGUUAGCCCUGCAUCCCUUGACUUACCGGUACGUCGAGGAUUUGUGCUUGAUUACCCUGAGGUUGUGCGACCAGCAGCUGCCAUCACGCAGCGUCGCGCCAGUGCACCCACACGUGAGCAAAGGCGGGCGACCCUCUAUGGAGGUACCGCUAUGGUACAGAUUCCGGACUAUGCUGCCAAACGUGCCAAACGCUGCCAGGCGUAUUUGCGAGUGCAUGAUAUCCAGGAUGAGUGUUCCUGCUCUGAUGGUCAGGUUGUCUGCUUGGAGGCCGGUGUACCAGGUCCUGAUACUGAAUCAGCAGGGGUCCCGAUGCCUGGGCAAGCACAACGUGUUUCUGUGCCUACGCCCUUCGGCCGCAGGGGAGUGCCUCGCUCCUCGGAGGUUAGAGCCUCCGUCCCGGCAAUCGGUUGUCAGCCGCAGCUUGAACCGCCUGUUGUUCCCACUCCUGGUUCGGCACCUCAGUAUGCCGCAGCGAGGCCCCAGCAAAGCGUAAAGCGAACGCUUGUACUGCACAGCUUACUACCUGAUCAUGAUUGCCAAAGGGAGGCUCAGCUGUGCUUUGCCACGCCAAGCGACAACCUCAGGCAUGCCCUUGCGCCCUUUCACCUGGACAAUUUGUGCCGCGACGCGCUCCCUGCGUCACACCUGCACCCAGCCGCUGCAGAGAUGUUGGCGCAUCUGCCACCCAGAAAUGCCGAGCUCGCGGUUGAAGCGGCCAUGCUGUUUGUUGAUGGCUCCUUUGAGCACGCUGUUUCCACCUGGGCUGUGGCAGUCUUAGUCUGCCAGCACGGGCAGUGGAGCUGGGCGGGAUAUCUGGCGGAUGCUGUCCCAUCUGCUCUUUCGCCCUCCUCGGCAUACGAUGGGGAACUCUUCGGACAGUUCGUCGCCCAUGGCAUUGUCGCAAGCGCGGAGGUUCCGGCUGUUAUUUUCUUCGACAGCACCUCAGCUUCCUUGGUUGCAACGGCGCAAGCAGCCACGUGUGCACACACCGCCCUGAGUAGAGCAGUGGCGUCUCUGCAUUUUCUGUGUCAUGUCGCAGGCUGCCAGCCGGUGGCCCACUACGUGAAGUCCCAUUCGGGACAUCCGGGAAAUGAACUCGCGGAUAGUGUUGCCAAGGCUGUCCUCAAGGGCCGACUUGCACCAGCCCCUUUGAGUGACGAACACGUCGUGUCAUAUAUCCUGCAAGGAGACUUUGACACUAUAUGGAUCCACCGUGCCCAUGACCGUUGCGGCACCUGGCCCCAGUUUGAUGACCAUGGGGAUGCUCUGCCCAUUGUCCCGUGGCCACAACAUAGCCGGGUCGACACUCCGGCACAAUGGGCUUUCGACAGCCAAGCCGGCACUGAACGGCUAUGCCGCUUGAAGGGCCGGAUUGCUACCUAUAAUACUCUCAGUGCUGUGAGCCCUCUGCAGAGACAGUGCCUCAGUGCUUUCAUGCGACGGCAUGGCAUCCUGUUUGCUGGCUUUCAGGAAUGCAGACAAGCCUCCGCUAGCCCCAUUGUCCAGGAUGGUGUUCUCCGGCUCAGCAGCCCCUCACCGGAAGGCCGCGGAGGCUGCCAGCUCUGGGCAGAUCUCCAUGCCUUGCCGGGAGGACACAUGCAACAAUUUAGUGUCCACUACCGCCAUCCGCGACUGCUUGUUGUUUUAUAUCAAGCUGGUGGCCUCAGGAUUGCAUUUGUUGUUGGGCAUUCGCCAGACUCUACUACACCGGAGGAAGAGCGGGCUGCAUGGUGGGAGCUCUUGAAGGCCAGACUACACUCACUGCCACCAAACACUGCGCCUAUUCUGCUCCUGGAUGCCAAUGCCAGAUACCGGGCGCCACAGGCGGAUGAGAUGGCAGAGGUCCCUACCAAUGCCAAUGCACAAGCCUUUGAUGCCAUACUUCAGGAAUAUCAGUUGAGCCGAACCCCAGCAUGCGAUGCCAAAGGGCUGCCCUACCCCACCUGGCGGUCUCCUCAGGGUGUCUGGGCAUGUCUCGACUACAUGGCUGUGCCUGCGAUUUGGCGAGAUGGCUUCCAGCCCCUUGGGGUGCAGCCCAUCCUGGACACACAUGCUGGCAUCGAUCAUCAACCAGUCUUGGCAAAAAUCUCUGUCAACCUCCUGGUGCCCGCCCAGCCAAAGAGUCGCCUCAAUGUUGAUCUAAUGCGAUCGCCCGCAGGCGUGGCCAGGAUCCGAGAGACCAUGCGUAGCCUGCCUGCUUGCCCAUGGCAUAUGGAUGUUGAUGAUCACUUGGUGGCCAUCAAUACUCAUAUCCAUCAAUGCAUUCACGACCACUUCCUUAAGCCUGUGAGGAGUGCGCGUAAGCCGGGUGUCUCUGCCUUCACUAUGGAGCUUCUGCGCGCCAAAAGGCAAUGCCGCCGCCGGCACCAUAGGCGCGAGGGUCUGCAUCGGCGGAAGCUCCUGGCAGUUUGCUUGCAGGCCUGGCGCGACGCCGGCACGGGCCACCAGACCGAGCCACGCUACCAUCCGCCUGACAUACAGGCCCAUGACAGGCUAUGCGCCGAGCACAUCGCUGAUAUGCAGCGGUUGUGCCGACACCUGCGCAGGUCCUUCCGGCAUGACGAAGCGGAAUAUGCGCGCGCAAUGUACCAGCAGGCCCGACAGGCUGGACCGGCGCAUCUAGCUCGCGUGCUCAGGUCAGUGCUGAGAGUUGGACGCAGCUAUAAGCCACCACGCAUUGCACAGGGCAUUGAAGGACCGAACGGCCUCGAGACAGAUCCCCAUGCCAUCAAGCAGCUUUUUGGUGAUCAUUUUGCUGCUAUCGAGGCGGCCAAGCCUUGUGCGUUGCGUGACUUGCAGCAGGAAUGUACGCCAGCAGCGGGCACCCGGCUGCUGGCGGCUGGGCUGCCCACCCCAGUUGAUCUGGCUUGUCCGAUUGAGUCUGCGGCAGCCCACCUGCCAUUGCUCCAUAAGAUGACCACCAGAGGCAAGUGCCCAUUGCUUUGGCGCGGGCUGCUGGCAGUUCCUCUGCCAAAGCCGAAUAAGCCUUCGAAUCAGGUCACAGGCUAUAGGUCAAUCGCCCUCCAAGAGCCGGCAGCCAAAGCUGUAUCGAAAUCGAUGCGACCGGCCUUGAUCACGGGCUUCCAGGCUGUUUGUCUGGAUAGCGUUGGGGGAGCAAGACCUGACAUAGCCACGGACUAUCCAGCAAGUGGCGUGCAGCUACACCUCAGGGCUCUCAAACGACAGGGCAUUUCUGGCUCUGUUGUGUUUGUGGAUGGGGUCAGCGCCUUCUACGCCGUCCGCAGAGAGUUACUCUUCACUGAUAAUCUGCAGACGGUUCUGGAUCGAGUUCAAGGGCUGCCGGUUGAGGAUGAAGUGCGGCAGCGUUUUGUGCAAGGCCUUAAGCAACAUGGAGCUCUGGCCUCUGCCAACAUCCCUGAGGCUGUGCAGCGCCUGCUCAAGGCCACCCUGAACGCGACGUGGUUCACUACCGAUCCGGCGAACUCGGUGGCCCAGCACACCUCUGCCGGCACCAUUCCCGGUGCUCCCCUGGCAGACUUGUUGUUCCAGUUUUGUCUUGAUCUGGUGCUCCAUGCCCUCGCUGACCAUCUCGAAGCUGAGGACAUCCAGGCGCGGCUCGUUCACGAUGGGGCCCAGAUCUGCUCUGCUGCUCCGCUCUCUUGGUUGGACGACUUGGCAAUUUUGCUGCAGGCGAAGUCGCCGGACAGGGCCGCACCAGAUGCUAGCCGAGCUACCGCCCUUAUUGGACAGUAUUUGUCCAUAGUUGGAAUCCAGCUUAACACGCAAGCUGGGAAGACGGAAGCCAUUGUCGUGUGGCACGGCCCGGGAUGCCAGGCUGCGAGAUAUGAGACUAUGGUCCGCCAGGGCGCGACUGUGCAGCUCACUCUGCCGAACGGCGAGACUGGGCGCCUUCGGUGUGUGCUCGACUAUGUGCACUUGGGUACAAGGCGAGAGGCUGACGGAGACUUGCGGUCGGCUUUGGAUCACCGUCACUGUGAAGCUCGAAGCGUGUACAAGGCGGUCAAACAGCGCCUACUGACCAACCAGUUUUUGACGCUUGCCGAGCGACAGACGCUCUUUGCAUCCCUCGUCCUUAGCCGAUUCAUGCACGGAUCUGGGACGUGGUUGUUUACAACUUCGUGUUUGCAGCAGCGUUACCACACUCUGUACAUGGGUUUGCUACGUGGGGCAGUGCGACCCUUGUACGGAUUCUCAUGCACACGACUAGAGGCUGAAGAAGUUUGCACCCUCAUGCGGGCCAUGCUGCCUGAGGAGGCACUGGCCCAAUCACGAGUGCGCGUCCUUGCGGGCUUGGGGCGCAAUGGGGGGCAUUAUCUACAGGCACAGUGUGCAGCAGAUUCCGACUGGGUUACAGCCUUGAGGUCGGACGUUUCUUCUAUUGCCAAGGUUCUGGCUGAUGAAUCGCUGCAAGGCUACGCGGCCAUGCUACCUGACUCCAACCUGGCAUGGAUCAAGUCAUGGCCCUGGUCCAAAGAGCGUACGCGGGUUAGGCUCGCAGCCUUUCGCCAAGCAGUGAUACGCUCACGCCAAGGCCGGCAUGUUCAGGUCUGCAACAAGGCAAAGGCUCAUAACCGUGUCUUGGAGAUGGGGGCCUGUUUCUAUCGCCUGGCUGACCCGCUGCCGGAGAGCCGCAUACACCCCUGCCCUGAGUGUAAGGCCAUGUUCUUGACCAAGUCGGCGGCAGCUGCGCAUAGAGCGGCAUGCCAUGAUGUCCGCUCGGACGCUGCCUUCGCUGUCGGAACUGCCUGUGAAGUAUGCCGGCGUCAAUUUUGGGACACCAAGCGUCUCUCCCAACACUUUCGAUCUUCUCCACGAUGUGCUGCCGUAUAUCGUGAAGCUGAUCUGCAGCCGACCCAACGGGAGGUUUUAGCCGAUAAGCGGAUGCCUCCACAUGUGGUCGUGGGACCGGCCCCGUGGUGGUCCACGAUGACACAUGAACCGUCCACUCCUCCUGUCCCUACUCCCAACGCCGUAAACUACCUGCAUGACCUCCUCAAUAUGCAGAUUGAGAAGCAGGUACCACUUUUCUUUCGCAUGCUGGCGUGUUCGGUUGAGUCACAAGGGCGGGAUGUUGUGUUGGAUGCAAUCCAGUCUGUACAGGGCAGCGAUGAAUGGCUUUUGGUCGUUCAGGUUGCUUCGGUUUUGGGCCAGGACUGUGAGCUGCAUGUUUUUACAGCAGGCCAGUCUAUGGCAGCCUUUCAGGCAGGUAACCUUCUUUUAGGACCUGCGGCCGCCGUGCGAGAGAUACUCGCAGACGGAUGGCGGAACCUUUAG
Messenger RNA from Symbiodinium necroappetens, 9652 nucleotides. NCBI's taxonomy places the organism in Eukaryota, Dinophyceae, Suessiales, Symbiodiniaceae. The record is from the annotation of a GenBank genome assembly.